This is a messenger RNA of Lolium rigidum, 1827 nucleotides long. Its product is annotated as splicing factor ESS-2 homolog. The transcript has a single exon. Gene Ontology annotation, cellular component: catalytic step 2 spliceosome. Lineage: Eukaryota; Viridiplantae; Streptophyta; Magnoliopsida; Poales; Poaceae. The coding region runs from base 99 to 1589 and encodes 496 amino acids. The record is from RefSeq and is a predicted model, not a curated record.
CCGAACGCGAAACGCAACUCGUCUUGUUCCCCUCCACGAUCCCCAAUUUCCGAAGACCUAACCCUAACCCAAGAGCCGCCGGAGCUACCGCCGCCGCGAUGCUCCGCUCCCCCGGCCACUCCCCUCGCAACCUCUCCCCCUCGCCCUCCCCCGCGCCCUCCACUCCUCGGCCCGCCUCCCCCACCCCGUCGUCCGCCUCCGCCGCAGCGUCCACCCUCGCCACCACCACCUCCUCCUCCAAGCGCCGCCGCCCGGAGGUGCUGGACGAGGACACCUACGUCGUCGCCAUCGAGCGCAUCAUCGAGCGCGACUUCUUCCCGGACCUGCCCCGCCUCCGCGACCGCCUCGACUGGCUCCAGGCCGUGCGCUCCCGGGACCCGCUCCUCCUCCGCGACGCGCAGCUCAAGAUCCUCGACCGCCGCCGCCGCCUCCAGCGCAGCGGGCCGCUCCCCACCCCGACGCCCGCCACCUCCACCGCGCUCCGCUCCCCGUCCUUCCUCGCGACCCCCUCCGCCGCCCCCUCCGCCGCGGGCGACCCCGAGGAGGAGGAGGACGAGGACGUCUCCGCCGCGCUCUCGCUCGACGGCUUCUUCCGCCGCUACACCAGCGAGGACAACGAGUCCUUCUCGCGCAUCCUCGAGAAGGUCAACCACCGCCGCCGCGAGCGCUACGCCCACCUCCUGGAGCCCGGCCAGGAGGCCGAAAAGCAGUUGCUGGAGGAUGCCAAGCGCGACCGGAUAACUGAUGGGUAUGGUACGUCAGGGCAGCCGCCGAGCACCUUGGAGGGCGCCAAGUUUACGGCCAAGAACCUGCUCAUGUACCACCCGGCUGACCGAGGUGAGGCGCCGCUCACCGACGAGGAGCUCGCUGUGCGGCUAAAGGGGCUCACCAAGGAGAUUGACAAGUCCAACACCAGGCUGCAUGGGAAGGCUCUGGCUGAAGACGGGAGGCCCAAGGAGGAGGAGGCUGCCGCCAUACUCUACGCUCUGGUUGCAGGCUCCACUCCUGGAGGAAUUGCCUACAAUGAUCCUGACAAAGGGAAGAAGUACGAUUUGGAGGAUCUGAGGAAGACGCCAAACCCGUUCUACAUCGAGUCGGGGAAGAAGGCAGACAAUGGGUACAGCUUUGUGAAAACACCGUCGCCAGCACCUGGCGUAGACGAGUCCCCGUUCAUGACGUGGGGUGAGAUUGAUGGAACGCCGCUGAGGUUGGAUCCUGACGAGACACCAGGUGGUAGUGAGAGGUCACAUUUCAAGAUCCCGCCUCCACCCGUUCGAGAUGUGAAGGCGCACGUGCUGUCCAGGGAUGCUGCAAAGAGGAUAAAGGCACGGACGAAUAUGUUCCACAAGCCACCGCUACCAUCCCCUGCCAGGGGAGGCAGUGCCAGCCCUAGGACCCUGUCUCCUGCAGCGCAGAAGUUUGUGAGAAAUGCCAUCGCCAAGUCUACACGAACCAUCGAUGAGUCCCUCCGUGCAAGUUACAGAGGGUCAACCCCACCUGCAGGCACUCCAAAGACGAGGUUUUCAACAGACCCAGGCCUGGGAUCACGAUCUCCUUCGGCGAGGAAGGGUUCCACCCCUCCCUGGUGAUUUCAGUAAACCUCAAUGUGCUAUGUAUAUCCAUUUUUUUCAUAAAAAGGAUACAUGUUUUUGCUUGUAUUGUCUCAAUCUUCAGUUUAUAUAACAACAAGAGCAAGCUAGUUUCUUAACCAUGGAGUCGAAUCUCAAAACUUCCUUGAGGUAAUCUCGUGUGUAUAAACUAUUCUUGCAUGCCAGACUCCCAACUGUAUUGUGAUUUUGCAAUGGUCUUACUAAAUUAUACCUUGAU